This is a messenger RNA of Rhipicephalus microplus (southern cattle tick), 892 nucleotides long. It is a transcript of the gene O-fut1, whose product is annotated as O-fucosyltransferase 1. Lineage: Eukaryota; Metazoa; Arthropoda; Arachnida; Ixodida; Ixodidae. Gene Ontology annotation, molecular function: peptide-O-fucosyltransferase activity. Gene Ontology annotation, biological process: protein O-linked glycosylation via fucose; Notch signaling pathway. The record is from RefSeq and is a predicted model, not a curated record.
CACGCGUGAUUUUCCGUGCUCUCGUGUCGGACCGAUGCGGUUCGAAGUUGAGUUUGAUCGUUCCGGUGGUUUUGAACGAUGUCGGGUGAUUCCCUUCUUGGUGUGCUGGCUUUGUGGCUGUGUUUCACGGCAGUAUGUGGCGACAGGAGGGGAUACAUUCUCUAUUGUCCCUGCAUGGGGCGCUUCGGGAACCAGGCAGACCACUUUCUCGGGGCACUAGCCUUCAGCCGAGCAUUGGACCGCACCCUAGUCCUCCCACCAUGGGUGGAAUAUCGGCCAGGGGAACCCAAGUCAGUUCAGGUGCCCUUUGACACGUACUUCAAGGUGGAGCCACUGACCAGAUAUCACCGGGUGAUCACGAUGGAGAAGUUCAUGAAAGAUCUGGCACCUUCCAUUUGGCCUCCAGGCAACCGCACCGUGUUCUGCUACCAAGCUCGUGCGUCGGCUCAGAGCUGCCAGGCCAAGGAAGGCAAUCCCUUCGGGCCCUUCUGGGACACGUUUGGCGUGGAUUUUGAUGAGUCUGAGUUCUACAUGCCCCUCCAGUACGACAUUCACCACCGUGACAUGGCACGCAAGUGGAAGGAGAAGUAUCCUGCUGACAAGUACCCGGUGUUGGCAUUUGUGGGGGCUCCGGCCACCUUCCCUGUACAGCAGGAGAACCUGGCUCUACAGUCGUACCUUGUCUGGAGUGACACAGUCCUCAACAAGGCGCGCCACUUCAUCCGCACUAGCCUGCGUGUGCCUUUUGUUGGCAUUCACCUACGCAACGGCAUUGACUGGGUAUGUGCCUGUGAACACUUGGAGUCAAGUCCCCUGCUCUUCUCAGCGCCUCAAUGCGUAGGCUACAUGCGAGAGCGAGGCCCAUUGCCCCCACUAGCCUGCCUUCCCACAC